Brugia pahangi is the source of this 645-nucleotide messenger RNA. NCBI's taxonomy places the organism in Eukaryota, Metazoa, Nematoda, Chromadorea, Rhabditida, Onchocercidae. The record is from the annotation of a GenBank genome assembly.
AUGAAGCUUUGCUUAUUUAUUGCAAUUGGAGAUAAAUAUACUUACGUUUGUGGUUUACCUCUCAAAAACAGAUAUCUUUGUAUCAUCUUUGCAAUUUUACAGUUUCUUGUUGCUCUUACUUCACUUCUUCAGCAUGCCUACUCGAUACGAAAAAACAAUACCAUUUUUGCAUGCCAGUCAAAUAUCACAGCAACUUCAACUUCAGCUGAGAUGUUUUUAGCCUAUGAUAUUAUCAUAUUCGAUUACGGGCUAAUGCAUCGCAUACUAGGGACCAGUGAAUGUAUUGCAAAUUAUCUGGACGGUGGUUUUAUGCGUUCUGUUUGGUGUUUGUCACAUACCAGUUCAUUGUUUUUACUGUUAAUCGCAUUAUUUUUCCUUAUCAAACCAAUCUGGUUACUUUGGCCAGCACUUUUGAUGCAAUCAUCUUAUGCUCUCGGAUUAGCAGUAUUGACAAUGGCAACAGCGCCAAAAAUGCUUGACGCAUUGAGCGGCAAGGUGGAUACAGAAUUCGGCACGGCAUUUACUGUUUAUCUGAUGGGUUUCACUUCGAACUGGCUUUUCACUUUUGUUCUGUGGCAUCACUACUGGUAUGUUGAGGAGAAACUCAAAGUCAUCUCUUCCAAGAAUGCUCCAACUGGUUUAUAA